AUGGGGCUAACUGUCGCCGCCUCAGAUGCUUGCCUUGUCGCCAGCAAAAAGAAAAAUGCGGAGGCGGCAAUCCUUGUGCUCGAUGUCAACAGCAUCAAAGGGCAUGCCGGUUUGAGAGUACCAGGCCUCGGAAAACACCGGCAUGAUGGGCAGCCGUCAAAACCGCAUGCCAACGAACUUCAUAUGAAACGAAUCAUCACUCACUUCUUAGGUGAUGUCUCCUUCGAGACCACCAACCUCCAGAAAAUUGCAGAUACUCUAGAUCAAGCUCAGGGCCAGGAACUGUCGGAUGAUGAUUCAAUUCAUGCAAACGAUGCCACCCCGACAAAUGACUACUCUAUAGAUCCCCUUUCAACUAACACAAUGCAAUGCUCGGACGACGACUGCAAAGUAUUGGGGAAAGGACAGGGCAAAGCAAGCCAAACCAAUUAUUUUUACUUUCACGAAGCUACUUUCCGCGAGAAACUGGACUUCUACUAUACUACUGAGCACCCACUGUCGAUCAAUGAUGCUGGUUGGAUAUGCACUCUUCUCAUGACUUUUGCAGUUGGCACACAGUUUGCCCAUAUGCAGACCAAAUCGACACCUGGUAGCAGUGCGUCUACCACUGAAACUAGUCCUGAUGACCAAAUAGGAUUGGAGCUCUAUCGGUUUUCGUGUCGACUCAUUCCCGAUCUUGUGACGGUUGCAAGUGUGGAGACUGUCCAGGCAUUCUUACUUCUGGGUGUGUAUACUUUGCCAAUCGAUACGGCAGGGUUGGCAUACGUUUACUAUGGACUUGCAAUUAAGAUGGCAAUUCAAAAUGGCAUGCAUCGGAAGCUAUUGGAAGACAACCUCGCCCCAGAGAUUAUUGAGGUGCGAAAUCGACUUUGGUGGUCAGCAUAUUCGCUGGAAAGUCGCAUUAGUAUUCUACAUGGCCGUCCUGGGUCUGUGUCUCCUGCCGAAAUCGAUACCCCCAUGCCUGUCGAUCUUCCCUCCCUAAGAUCAGGCGACCAAUUAACCAACCUACCCAGUUUCACCGCUACGAUUGUCUUAACAAAUCAUUUGGCAAAAGCGGCGGACGCGAUGAGGUCUCUCCGGCGUUGCCAGAGAGCCAGAAAGAAGAAGUAUAUUCGGAGACUUGCCGCAACCCGCGAUCAACUAAGCGCAUGGUGGGAAAGUCUUCCCACUGAAACCCACUGCCGAGAUCUCAAUCCUACUGGAACAUACUUCCGUUGCAAUGUGCACCUUGAAAUCUAUUACACGACAACCUUGAUCUACAUGGGCCGUCCUUUCAUUAUAUCCCAAGCAACACCUGGGUCAUUCAACCUGGACUCGGUCUCGACUGUUCAUGAGGUCUCAGAUAUUGUGAACACUCUUCGACGUGACUCACUUCAUGCGGCACUUCGAGUGAUCGAGCUUUGUCAGCUUUUACAGGACACUGUCGGCCUCGCGCGUGUGUCGUACACCGAAUUCAAUGGGUGUCGCGUUGCUUUAUUGGCGCUCAUUGCCCACAGUAUCAACGAACCAACUACCAGGAUAUCCAGUGUCUUGACUCAAGGCAUGGGGCUUAUCCGUCAGAUCUGUCCCGGGCUGGAAUCCGCGCGAUCUGAGGUGGCUGUGAUCGAAGCCCUUGAACGGGCAAGACAACGAUUGCAUAAUUAUACCAUGGCGGAGCAGAGUGGUGAGACAGAUCAUACAACAGGUUAUGAUCAAUUCACAGAAUGGGCCAGACUUUGGCGAAGUGAUCCGGUGGAUGGUAGUGAUGUCCUAGUCUCCACGAAUUUGGACAUGCCCUAUGAACAGCGCUCGCCCAAUUCUGUUCCUUCUUUUGAUGGAUUUUUCUCAUCUUUCCCCAAUGAGCUAGGUGAAUUUGCUGCCAUUCCGGGGCUAGAUUACGAUUUGUCACUAGCCCAGGAAUGGCUGGAUGGCCCUCAACCUGAUGGCUCUGAAUGGAUCAUGAAUCAACCACUCUGA
Penicillium griseofulvum is the source of this 1956-nucleotide messenger RNA. Its product is annotated as fungal specific transcription factor domain-containing protein. The transcript is spliced from 6 exons. The coding region runs from base 1 to 1956 and encodes 651 amino acids. Gene Ontology annotation, molecular function: zinc ion binding; DNA binding. Lineage: Eukaryota; Fungi; Ascomycota; Eurotiomycetes; Eurotiales; Aspergillaceae. The record is from RefSeq and is a predicted model, not a curated record. Gene Ontology annotation, biological process: DNA-templated transcription.